AACUCGUAUCGCGAACCACACGAAGCCAUACCUCACCAGCAGCCGAGCCAACCGCCGCCAACUGUCAGCUACCGGUACGGGCCGUCAGGUUAUCCGCCAUCGCGUCAGUCAGAGCCGGCGCUGCGGUCGCCGACCGCUCCAUCACAGAAGACGCCCUUCACUGACGCCCUAAACAACAUAACUAAUAGUCGAGCAAUUCAACAACGAUUAGAGGAAUCGAAACGAUCGAGAGAUGAAGAAAUUAAAUAUCUGGAAACACUUCCAUAUCGGACACCACAACACGACGAACGGCUCAGAAAAUUGCUGAUCGAUCGGGAGUUCCAGAAACGCGCCGAAGAGAUGGGCGCCGAUGAGGACGAGGAUGAAGACGACGAGGUGUUGGACAGAGCGGACACUCAAACAACAGCAGCAAAACUUUAG
Messenger RNA from Medioppia subpectinata, 420 nucleotides. Lineage: Eukaryota; Metazoa; Arthropoda; Arachnida; Sarcoptiformes; Oppiidae. The record is from the annotation of a GenBank genome assembly.